Molecule: messenger RNA, 1479 nt
Organism: Pyricularia grisea
Lineage: Eukaryota; Fungi; Ascomycota; Sordariomycetes; Magnaporthales; Pyriculariaceae
Exons: 3
Coding region: 118-1125 (335 amino acids)
Source: RefSeq, a predicted model, not a curated record
CUCCGACCUAUCUACAACGUAGCUUUAGUUCUGUCAAACAUACUACCUAGGCAGCCACCUUGAUCUUUCAGAGUCCUGCGGAAAACCCACACUCAUAGAAAGCUUGAUCAAGUAAAGAUGGCCCCUGGAACAUCGGCCACAGAGAUCGGCUCGCUUGAGCAACUCACUCAGGCCAUAGGCUCUGAUUCGAACAGCACGGUCCUGGUCUAUUUUUACAAUGGCCUCUCCAAAGAAUCGAAACCGUCGCACAUGUCCAAAAUCUUCGAGGCAUUUGCCAGCAAGUCCCAGGUUGCCGGCUCUGCGCUAGGUCACGUCCGGUUUCUCCGAGUAGAUGUGGCGAAGAAUCAGGAUAUCGCUGCCACCUUUGACAUCACGAACCCUCCCGACAUUCUCGCCUUCCGAAAUGGCGAGCCCAUACCACUCGAGGCCCUCCUCCCACAGCUCCAGCAAGAGCUCAAGGCCGGCGGAGCUGGCUCCUCGAGCGGGAGCGCGGCAGAAGGCAGCGGUAACCAGGCCGCCUGGCUCGGCGCAGACCUUCCACGUAGCUACAAGGAUGUCACAGAGCAGGUUGAGAUGAAGAGGGUCGAGCUGCUCAACGUCGAUGGCGAGAAAGGAAACGUUAGGGUUCUUUUCUCCGGGGCGAAGCCAAGUGCUUUGACUACCGGCAAGGGCAACGAGAUUGACUGGGUGGAGAGCGAUACAGAUGAGCAACUGCUGCUUUUCAUGCCUUUCCAGGCAAUGCUGAAGCUUCACACUCUUCAGAUCACUUCGAUCCCGCCAACUGGUGACGAUGUGGAUGAGGACGAGAAACCGAUGCGGCCCAAGCUUAUCAAGCUCUUUACCAACCGCCCUACCAAUCUCGGGUUUGACCAGGCCGAAAGCACAGCACCUACUCAGAUGAUCGAGAUUUCUGAGAGUGACUGGAAUGCCGAAGGAACUGCCAAUAUCCCGUUACGCUUUGUCAAGUUCCAAAACAUCAACAGCCUAAUUAUAUUCAUUGAGGCUGGUGACGGUAGCUCAGAGUCGGAGAAGGUGCGGCUAGACAGGCUACGACUGAUUGGAGAAACCGGAGAGAAACGGGAGAUGGGCAAGUUGGAGAAGAUUGGCGAUGAGCCUGGAGAAUAGAGUCAAGUCGAGUUGGCGUUUGAUUCUACAAAGCUCAGCCGAAAUCUUGGCGGAGGAGAAGAGUCAUGAACAACCCAGAUAUAACAAUUGGCCGGAUCUGGUUGCACAGAGUACGUAUUACGCCAGUGCUUGCUUUGCUUGGCUUGGGACAUAGAUGAUGGUGGGAAUUAAUCUCGAUAGAUAGGUUGUCGUUGCUGGAUCCCAAUGCAGAUGGGUCCCAAGACAUAGAAACAGGGCCAUGAUCUGGCUCAUUCAAUGAAUGACUGGUCACUUGAUCAAUCUGGUUGGAUUUUCCAGGUAGUUGACGCGAUACUGCUUCGACUCGCACAACACACGAUAUGGCACAGAUCAGCC